Molecule: messenger RNA, 1100 nt
Organism: Pistacia vera
Lineage: Eukaryota; Viridiplantae; Streptophyta; Magnoliopsida; Sapindales; Anacardiaceae
Product: cytochrome P450 81Q32-like
Exons: 3
Coding region: 1-1041 (346 amino acids)
Molecular function (GO): iron ion binding; monooxygenase activity; heme binding
Source: RefSeq, a predicted model, not a curated record
AUGCCUGCUCGCAUUCGGGAGUCCACNGAACUGCGGACGAUGUUUUUUGAGUUAACACUAAACGUCAUGAUGAGAAUGAUUGCUGGAAAGCGAUAUUACGGUGAUAACAUUGCAGAUCUUGAGGAGUCAAAGAGGUUUAAGGAGAUUCAUAAAGAGACAUUUAAAUUAGCUGGAACGCCAUGUAUAGGAGAUUACUUACCGUUGUUCAAGUCCAAGAAACUGGAGAACAUGUUGAUCAAGUGUCAGAGAAAGAGAGACGAGUUCAUGCAGGGUUUGAUUGAAGAGCAUAGAAGAAGAAGAAGAGGAAGUGGUCAUGAUUCCGAGACUGAUAGAAAGAAUACGUUGAUUGAAGUUUUGUUGGGGCUACAAGAAUCAGAACCUGUAUACUACAACGACGAGAUCAUCAAAGGCCUAAUGCUUAUAAUGUUAUUGGCUGGCACAGACACCACAGUAAAUGCUAUAGAAUGGGCACUCUCACUUUUGCUAAACCAUCAAGAAGUCCUUGAGAAAGUCCAAAAAGAAAUUGACAAACAUGUAGGUCAGGAACGUCUGAUAGAGGAAUCAGAUCUGGCUCAGCUUCCUUGUCUCAGUAACAUCAUCAACGAGACAAUGCGUAUGUACCCGCCAUCCCCACUUUUAUUACCUCAUGAAUCGUCUGAGAAGUGCGUAGUUGGAGGAUUUCACAUUCCACAAGGGACAAUCUUGUUUGCAAAUUUGUGGGCUAUACAAAAUGAUCCAAAGCUUUGGGCCGAUCCAACAAAGUUUAAGCCAGAGAGGUUUGAGGGAGUAGAGAGGGGUAGAGAUGGGUUCAGAUUGAUGCCAUUUGGGUCAGGGAGAAGAGGGUGUCCUGGAGAAGGUUUAGGGUUGACAAUGUUUGGGUUGGUUUUGGGGUCAAUGAUUCAAUGCUUUCAGUGGAUGAGGACUGGGGAGGAGAUGGUGGACAUGACGGAAGGGGCUGGAUUAACAUUGUCAAAGGCUCAACCCUUGCAUGCUAAGUGCCGCCCACGUCCAAUCAUGUUCAACUUGCUAUCUCAAAUUUGAAUGAUAGCAAGAGGAGAUCAAGCAAAGUGUCCCAUCCAUGAGUAAGUUUGCCAAUGCAA